CAACUUUCAGAAUUUAUUGAAAAUUAUUGUGCGAGCAAACAAAAAAUUCUUCAGCAGUACGUUACUCCCUAGCAUAUACAUAGGUACGGAUUCCCAAACACGCGAUGAAUGCCUUUGGGAAGACCAAUGGGCGUAGUGCUGGUGCCCCCCAAUCCCCAAACUAUAAUCGACGUAUCACGGAUGCAUCGCAAGUCACCGGAAAUAGCUCGGCCAGGGCCUUGUUGACGGCGCCGCUUUCGGGUCACUCUGCAGGAGCACGAAAGGCAGCUCACUGCGGAGCGGGCGAUGGAGGCUCCGUUGACGGGCGUUCCUGGAAGACGCAAGGAAAUCGUCUGGAAGGAGGUUCCCCAGCAGCCACAGGGACCACAUCCCGCCUGGCGCGUCCUACCAUUGCCUCGGCCUUAAGGGCAUCCAGCAAUCAACAGUCGGUCAAGCAGCAGCGCGAGCGAGCCGCUGCUGCCCUGACGGCCUCUCUGAACAGGUCGGAAAAGUUGAGCGCCAAGAGCAAGACUGUUGCAACAGGAGGUUGGGCCAAGAAGGAUCGUGAAAUGACAGAGUCGGCGAAGCAGGCGGCUCGAACUCGCCUGUGGCCACCAAAGAAGGCGGCUGGAGGUGAGGCCCUCCGCCUGAAGAAGGAAACUUUUGCCAUAAACCUGGACGAGUAUCUGGAGGAGGACGAGCCUGGCCUGGAGGGCGAACUGCCGUCAGAAGAUCUGUCCAAUCGCUUGCUAGAGGCAGGCGUUCAGACCAACGAGCAGGAGAUACUCAGCCGUGGCCCGCUUCCUGGCUUGAGGGUAGUGAUCCCCUCCCAGCCACUAAUGGAGAAAAUUGAAAGGGAGCGGCACGAAGCUAAGUCCCGGCUGGAACGCCAGUCGACGCGCAGGUUCGCCUCGUACGAGCUGCAGGAAGAACAGCACCUGGACGAGCUGAAGGAGUUCUCUGAGCGCCACGUCGUCACCAAGCGCAGUCCGAAGAGGCCGCCACCCGUCAUGUACGCCAGUUACGACAAUCAGUACCAGAACGUUUUCAAGUCAAUGGACGACUUCUUUACCCGUGAGGUCCCCAAGUCCGAGUCCAUCACCGACAUCAAGGAACGCAUCAAACGAAAGGAGCAGGAGCUCCUCAGUCUCUUCGAUGGGGUGGACCAUCUGAAAGAGCAGCCGAAGGUGUAGCCAGAUU
Molecule: messenger RNA, 1179 nt
Organism: Drosophila subobscura
Lineage: Eukaryota; Metazoa; Arthropoda; Insecta; Diptera; Drosophilidae
Exons: 2
Coding region: 105-1172 (355 amino acids)
Source: RefSeq, a predicted model, not a curated record